This is a messenger RNA of Tilletiaria anomala UBC 951, 665 nucleotides long. Its product is annotated as putative SPT4-transcription elongation protein. Bases 321 to 608 code for a protein of 95 amino acids. NCBI's taxonomy places the organism in Eukaryota, Fungi, Basidiomycota, Exobasidiomycetes, Georgefischeriales, Tilletiariaceae. The record is from RefSeq and is a predicted model, not a curated record. Gene Ontology annotation, cellular component: DSIF complex; nucleus. Gene Ontology annotation, biological process: positive regulation of DNA-templated transcription, elongation; regulation of transcription elongation by RNA polymerase II; mRNA processing. Gene Ontology annotation, molecular function: zinc ion binding; RNA polymerase II complex binding. The transcript has 3 exons.
AUUCACUUCAUUCAAAAUUGAGCUUCCAAUCCUCUGAUGCACAUACGUCUCCAUAGUUUGCCUCUUCAUAUGUAACCCUACUUGGUUUGACUAUGUUCCCACACGUCGCUCUCAUCUCCCCUCCUACGACCCACACCCUGAAGGUUCUCUCGUCGUCUCUGUUGGCUGCCCAGUGUGAGGUGUGCCUCCAUUUGCUGAGGGUGUUUGCUUCGUUGCGUUCAAGCCGAUCUCAGUGAGGAUAAAGAUCUUGCUGUGUGGUCGAUUCAUUCCCCUCCACGCAUCCUGUUCUCGAGCUUGAUUGUCGCACGGACGAGGCGAAGAUGACGACCAAAGCCGACAUCGCUAAGCUUCGAGCGUGCUUGCGCUGUCAGUUCGUCCAACGCGGUGCCGACUUUAAUGCGCGAGGCUGCCCCAACUGCGAGGCUGUACUGCAGAUGCAAGGGUCGCAGGACACAGUUCUCGACUGCACCACGAGCAAUUUUGAUGGACUUGUCUCUAUGAUCCACCCCGAUCAGAGCUGGGUGGCGAAAUGGCAGCAUAUAGAGAAACGAGUACCGGGUCUAUAUGCGGUCAAGACCACCGGCCGAUUACCAGAACAAUAUGAAUAGCAACAACGAACGUCUUGAGAGCGUCGCAUCGCAUUGUUUCUGCUCCCGCAUUGUUGU